Messenger RNA from Paramuricea clavata, 1743 nucleotides. The record is from the annotation of a GenBank genome assembly. Lineage: Eukaryota; Metazoa; Cnidaria; Anthozoa; Malacalcyonacea; Plexauridae.
AGCUUGCAAUGGCAGUUUUAUUGUACUUGAGUGGAGCAAAUCAAAUACUAAUUUUGGCUGCUUUCUUCGUACUUGACAAGUGAGCUUGUUUAUAUAAAAUCUCUCGGCUUGAAUUCCUGCAAUGCGCUCUUUUGUGAUUAUAAUUUUGCCUUAGUCACAUAUGAGAAGAAUGAUUCCAGUUUGACUCUACCAAACACCACAGAUCUUUGUAGUAAAACUGGACCAUUAAGAGAUGAACCUUCUCGAGAGAAAAGUUUAGCACUGUAGAUAGAGCUAUCCAGUGUAAAAUUUAGUUAGUUUAGUAUAGGUUUCCUCCCGUAGUAUCAAUGAGAGAUGAUCCUUACUGGAAUUCUAGGGAGAACAGUUUAGAAAUAAUAGGGCUAUCCAGUAUACUGUAAAUAAAGUUAGUUUAGAUUAGUUUAGGUUUCUUCCUGUAGUAACACUGGAUCAAUAAGACAUGAUCCAUACUGGACUUCUAGGAAGAACAGUUUAGAACUGUUAGAGUUAUCCAGUAUAAAUAAAGUUAGUUUAGCUUAGGAUCCCUCUUGUAGUAACACUGGAUCAAUAAGAGAUAAUCCUUACUGGACCUCUAUAGGGAAAACAGUUAGGAACUAAUAGAGCUAUCUAGUAUAAAUAAAGUUAGUUUAGUUUAGGUUUCCUCCUGUAGUAACACUGGAUCAAUAAGAGAUGAUCCUUACUGGACCUCUGGGAAGAACAGUUUAGAAGUGAUAGAGCUAUCCAGUAUAAAUAAAGUUAGUUUAGUUUAGGUUUCCUCCUGUAGUAACACUGGAUCAAUGAGCUUACUGGACCUCUAGGUAGGACAGUUUAGAACUGAUAUAACUAUCCAGUAUAAAUACUGCGGAUUUCGAUUUACCGUUCGAUCUCGUCUUUGGCAACAUUUUGAUAUAUAAAGCUUUGUGGAUCAUUUCAUGUUUUUAUUGAUAUUUUGGAAAUUGUAGCGUAUAAAAGGCUUCAAAAUCAUUUACUGGCCUUUUAUACGCUACAAUUUCCAAAAUAUCAAUAAAAACAUGAAAUGAUCCACAAAGCUUUGUAAAUUAUAUAUCAAAAUGUUGCCAAUGACGAGAUAAAUACGAAUAUAACAGUUACAUUCACAAAUGAUAAACAACGGAUAAGAAAACAACGGACAAAGACCACUAGACUUCACUUAGUAACAUUGACAUUGGCCCUUAGCAACUUGUUCGUUUUAACGGGAAAACAAUCACUGGAAACGGAAGCCCUGAAACGGUAAAUCGAAAUCCGCAGUAAAGUUAGGUUUAUCAGAGUAGCAAAACAACUAUUAUAUAACACACUCUGUUACUAUUUCGUUUUUCAGAAGUAUUCCGAGUGCGACGUUCUCACAGUUCAAUAUGCCGCUGUCAGACAUAAUUGAUGAUGACCUGGUCAAGUAUAGUCGAAGGUAAAAAUAAAGCACACCAUUGCCAAAGGUAGCAUUGGAUAUUAAGUUACGAUUCUUAUAACAACUUUCUCAUGUUUUAGUUCGCCAGUCUCCUCUCUUGUGUACGGCACCAAUGCUCUGUUCACGAAACCUGCACAAUCCUUUGCUCCCAUGAUGAUUGUCGCUAUAUUAUCCAGUUAUGGCUAUCAGGUGGGUCAUGUUUUGUUGUGAAUAGUUCUAUCAGUUCUAAACUGUUCUUCCUAGAGGUUCAGUAAGGAGCAUCUCUUAUUGAUCCAGUGUUACUACAGGAGGAAACCUAAACAAAACUAACUUUAUUUAUACUGGAU